Messenger RNA from Pteronotus mesoamericanus, 744 nucleotides. RefSeq names its product synaptophysin-like protein 1. Lineage: Eukaryota; Metazoa; Chordata; Mammalia; Chiroptera; Mormoopidae. Gene Ontology annotation, cellular component: synaptic vesicle; synaptic vesicle membrane. The record is from RefSeq and is a predicted model, not a curated record.
AUGUCCUCCUUCCAGCUCAACCUCAGUUCACUCAAGGAGCCACUGGGCUUCAUCAAGGUUCUUGAGAAGAUUGCUUAUAUCUUUGCUUUUGCCACCUGUGGAGGUUUUGAGGGCAAAACAGAAAUUCUAGCGAGAUUUUUGACUAUAAAGAUCUUGACAAUAAAACAGAGCUGCUUUUUUGGUGAUCCAGUCAUGUUGGAUCAGGCAUCAUUUCAGGCACUUCCCAGUGUAAAUGCAUAUGGUGUAGAGUGGAAAAAACAUGUCCUUAUUAGUGAUUACUCUUCUUCUGCACAAUCCUGUGUUAACAUUUGUAGUCUUUAUCUUCUAGCAGAUGUUGGACGCCCCUGCUACCGCAUUGCUGCUCUUCUGCUCUGUGUUGGUUACGUAAACCUGUAUUGGGGUAAUCAAAAACCUCCCAUGAUUGACUUUGUUGUUACUCUUGUAGCCAUUUUCUUGUGGCUGGUAAGCACUUCAGCCUGGGCUAAAGCUCUUACAGAUAUUAAAAUAGCUGUUGGUUGCAAUAUUGUCCAGGAACUUGCACCCUGUAAUUCUCAAGAAGUAAUGUGUUAUUUUGGCUCUGUGACUAGUAUGGGAUCUCUAUAUGUAUCUGUGAUCUUUGGCUUUCUGAAUAUGUUACUUUGGGGAGGAAAUGCAUGGUUUGUGUACAAGGAGAACAGCUUACACAGUCCAUCAAAUACUGCUUCCCAUAACCAAAGAGGUAUUCCACCUCCUACCAGAACAUAA